Messenger RNA from Ixodes scapularis (black-legged tick), 1131 nucleotides. RefSeq lists its product as uncharacterized. The record is from RefSeq and is a predicted model, not a curated record. Gene Ontology annotation, molecular function: nucleic acid binding; zinc ion binding. The transcript has a single exon. Lineage: Eukaryota; Metazoa; Arthropoda; Arachnida; Ixodida; Ixodidae. The annotation marks the transcript as partial.
ACCGACGACUACAAGGUGGUGUUGCCUCCCAUCCCAAUGGGUGCAACUAUUUUAAAUUCAGUACCUUUGCACUGCGAUUUGAGAGGCCGCCCCUAUCGUAUUGAAGAUUUCCGGCAAGAACUGAAGCGGUGCGCCGUUCUGUCCGAGAUUGUGGCGCUCGGUGCUUUCCAGAUGAACCACGUCUGGUUAGCCACGCUGCGAACGCCGGAAGCCAAGAAGCGGCUCAUCGACUCCAAGGAGUUGAAGGUGAAGGACCUGAGGUGUGUGGUCAUCGACCCCAGCAGCACGGAAGUCCGUCUACGCCUCCAUUGGGUCCCGUGUCAUGUGACGGACGACGCGGUGAGCAAGUCUUUGGAACCCUACGGCAAGGUUAUAGAAGUCGCACGUGAGAAGUGGCGCGUCGAGGGAUUCGAGGGCAUCGAGUCGACUACCCGGGUGGCGCGCAUGACGCUGAAGAGCGGCGUCACGCCCGACGGAAUGCCUCACCAGCUGCAGCUUCAGGGGGCGAACGUCCUUAUCGUAAUCCCAGGGAGGGCGCCGGUCUGCCUGCGCUGUAAGCGUGCCGGGCACAUCAGGCGCGACUGCCGCGUGCCUAAGUGCUCGGUGUGCUCACGUUUCGGCCACGAGAAAGAGGAGUGCGUAAAGACCUACGCCCGAGUAACUGGUGGAGCGGCGGCGGAAGACCUUUCGCCCCUGACCAUGGAUAUCGACGAGGCUGAGCGCUCCGCUCAGGGACAACAAGACGAAGCUUCACCGUCUGGUGAGCCCUGCAGCCAUCCUGUUGGAGCGGACGGCUCGACGGAAGUCUCGCCUGUAAAGGACAAGAAGGAGGUGGCUGGUGGCCUUCCUGAACCAGGCAGCGCGGCACCCCCUCCCACGGCGACGCCAAUGGAGAAGACCGUAGCCCCACGCCAGGCCUCCCCCCCGACUUCCGAGAAGGCGCCUUCCGAAGGUCACGACACUAUGGACGAAACCACCGAGUCCAUCAAGCGUGGCCUCGACGAGAACCCUCCAUCGACACCGGGCAUGACACCCAGGCCCAACCCUUGGAUGGAGAGGACAAAGAAGGGGCGUUUCCAGCCCACGCCCACCUUAACCCCAGAUGACCGGAGGCGACUCAACACCAAGUAA